Molecule: messenger RNA, 993 nt
Organism: Nanorana parkeri
Lineage: Eukaryota; Metazoa; Chordata; Amphibia; Anura; Dicroglossidae
Product: ecto-ADP-ribosyltransferase 5-like
Exons: 4
Coding region: 1-993 (330 amino acids)
Molecular function (GO): NAD+ poly-ADP-ribosyltransferase activity; NAD+-protein-arginine ADP-ribosyltransferase activity
Source: RefSeq, a predicted model, not a curated record
AUGGAGCUCCUGACCCGUUUCAUCCUCUCCCUCCGUAGGACAUUGAAGAUCUCGCACACACGGACGAUGAUUCUUCUCUUCCUCGCCUCCCUCUCUGUGUAUCCAGAACUGGUCGGCUUCACUGCAGAUGACUGUGUUCCGGACUUCGAGGAGACGACCUCCCCGGGGAAGUUGGAGGGAAAACAUAACUGGGCCUCAUCGGGACAGAACUACAAUUUGUUGCCGGAGGCGCAAUGUAACCCCCUGAAUCUGGACUUCAUGCUCGACGCCUUCGACGACCAGUACAAGGGCUGCGAGGAGGUUCUGGAGACCGACGUGAUGCCCAAGGUCCUGACCCUGGAGAAGUCCGCCAACCCGGCGUUUCUUCCCGCCGGCUUCCGGGACGAGUUCGGGGUCGCCAUCGGCGUCUACACCACGGACUGGCCGCCCGGCCACCCCGUCUACAAGGCCUUCAACGGGAAGGUCAGCCUGGCGGGGAAGUCGCGAGGGGACUACGUGCUGAACUUCCACUACAAGGCCCUUCACUUCUACAUGACCCGGGCACUGCAGCUCAUGAAGAGGAACUCCAGGCGGCGGCACACGGCCUACCGCGGCACGGACAGGACCUUCCAGGUGUCCGAGACCAGCCUGAGGUUCGGGAGGUUCACCUCUUCCUCCCUGGACGUCGAGGUGGCGAGAGCCUAUCACGGGGGGCUCUUCUUCCAGAUCACAACCUGCUUCGGAGUCGACAUCCACAGAAUCUCCUCCUACCCCAGGGAGCUGGAGGUGCUGAUCCCCGUGGCCGAGACGUUCCGCUACGUCAGGGAGGAAGGGGGCGUCUAUGUCCUGAACAGCACCUGCCAGCUCUGCAGCUACUUCAACUGCGCUUUACUGGGAGGAGCCACAGGAGAAGUCUUGUCUCCGGGUCUGGUCUCUCAGACUGCAGUGAAAGCUCUCACACGGGACGCACAGCAAUACGGCUCCCAUAAGAGACGCGCCGCAAUGAACUGCUGA